AUGCGUCUGUCUCAUCUCGCCGUAUGGCUCAGUGGCGUCGUCGCGCCCGUCGCGGGCUACGGAAGGGCCAGUUUGGCUCCGACGGUGGGCAAGAAUGGCUGGAAGUGUAAAGUCGGGAAGGCGUACUGCGCAAACCGUCUGAUGAAGAAUCGCGGAGUCUCCAAGAGUGAUAUUCGCCUUGCCAUGGCUUAUGCCCCCGAGGGCCCUGCCACGCACGUCUAUCAACUCGACAAGGCCCUCUACGUAUGCGACGCAAAGCGGAUCAUCACCUAUUCCGAGUACUGCCCUCACGGAUGCACGCAGGAUAAUGAAGACGUUGAUCGUUGCACCCCGACGUGUGAGGAGCCAGGCUGUUGUCAGGCGGAGAAAAUCGCCCCCAACGUCCCGUACGUCAAAGCCAAAGACAUCAAAGGCUAG
Messenger RNA from Purpureocillium takamizusanense, 417 nucleotides. RefSeq lists its product as uncharacterized. The transcript is spliced from 2 exons. Lineage: Eukaryota; Fungi; Ascomycota; Sordariomycetes; Hypocreales; Ophiocordycipitaceae. Bases 1 to 417 code for a protein of 138 amino acids. The record is from RefSeq and is a predicted model, not a curated record.